This is a messenger RNA of Rasamsonia emersonii CBS 393.64, 1118 nucleotides long. RefSeq lists its product as uncharacterized. The annotation marks the transcript as partial. The transcript has a single exon. Lineage: Eukaryota; Fungi; Ascomycota; Eurotiomycetes; Eurotiales; Trichocomaceae. The record is from RefSeq and is a predicted model, not a curated record.
AUAGUGAUGCAGCCGGCUAUGGACCAGACGGGUGUGAGCGCGACCCAGCACCUCCAGUCUUCCAGUGCAACUCGUCUUCCGUCAAUGCGACCAGCGAUUCCUCGUCCAACUGGAUUUCGCACGAGUCCCUCCCCGUCACUGACGAACGGGAUCAAUCCGAUGUUAUCGUGCUCGUUUCCGUGCAAAAAACGCCGGGCUUCCAGCAUCGCUACCGCCGCAUCCUGCGCGGUCUGCAGCGCGAAGCGACGCUGAUGACAGUCGAGAACGCGGACCAACUCGACUCCGUCAUCUGCGAGCACGAGCGGCGUAUCACCGCAUUCAUCGUCACUGACGCCGCCAUCAUGGAACCGCAGCACGAGAUGCUCACCUUCCGGCUUGCGGGUAUCGUGACACUGCCUUUCAACGCGUGGUCCGUAAUAUUCGCCUUCGACUUUGCCAUCCAGGCUGCUGCCAUACCGGACACGUUCGCCGCUUACAUGCACCGCAACUUUGAUGUCACCUGGAAGAUUCGCGGCGUCACGCGCAGCCGCACUGUCGCUAAGAUGGACAGCAUCAACCUCACCUGCGUUCCGGGCCGCAAAUACUGGUUCAAGUAUUGGUUAAAGCGGGCCGUGCUGCUGAGCGAUAUCGACCUCGAAGAUCGACUGAUGGUGCUCUCUCCCCGGCCAACGCACAACCAACGCGGUCCGCUACUGACGCCGUCAUCAUCUUCGCCGUCGUUCGACUCGACGACACCGGGGGCGUCGGACGAUGACGAUUACUAUUUCCCUCCUGUUCCUGCGUUUACGGCUUCCGUCCGGAAUGCGCGUCUGGUCCGUGAGUCGGCGCUGCGCAUGGUUGAUGUCAACGAGUACCUCAACGACACUCCCGUGGCCUUGCGCGAGAACCACCGCGUCAGCCGCCCGCCCGAGUGCCGCGACUGGUCCGGGUAUCUGGGGUUUGUGGGCUAUUCGCAGGAUCAUAAGCAUUUGGCGAGCAUUAUGCUGGGGAUGUGCGGGGUGUGGAAGCCAGAGGCUCGGCGGAUGUGGGAUGAGAAACAUGCAGGAGGAUCAGUUUACUGUGGUAAUAAUAAUGUGGCUGAGGACUGGAGAGAGUUAAAUGACCAGCAGGUCAACUGA